Molecule: messenger RNA, 578 nt
Organism: Drosophila busckii
Lineage: Eukaryota; Metazoa; Arthropoda; Insecta; Diptera; Drosophilidae
Exons: 3
Coding region: 22-462 (146 amino acids)
Source: RefSeq, a predicted model, not a curated record
CACAAAUUAUUUAUGCAGUAAAUGGCAGCAUUAUUAAGGUACCGUUAUAGCUUUGUGGCUGGCGCUUGUGCAGCUGGCGGCAGCUUUUUUGGCAAGCUGCCCAGUUUUUUAACCGCACGGCGUUUGCUGCUACCUGUUUUAAUAGAUCAUGAAUAUGCCGCACUGUUUUUAAUGCAACUGCUGCCACUUGGGCUAAUGCUCUUCUGUAAUGUGUGCAACCUGCGUUACUUUCUUAAGGCUCUGCAGAUGACGCAGCAAACAUUGACGGCAACAGUGCUAACAGCUGCCUCCAAUUACAUUCUCUCGUUUAUAUUAGGUGCGCUUGUUUAUGGUGAACCGCUAACGGCGCUGUCCGGCAUUGGCAUGACGCUAAUAUUAGCUGGACUUUGGUUUCUUUGCGAGCCCACCACAAGUGCAACGACUACAGUGGAACAAAUCACUCCAGAUAAAAAGAAAAUUUAAUGAAUUGCCAUUCCAAUUAAAGUGCAGAUCAUUAGUAAUAAGUCAUGUUAGUUUACUUAUAUAAUUCUUGUUUAAUGUACCUAUUUUGCAAAUACAUAAUCCGUUCAUGUUUACCA